This is a messenger RNA of Podarcis lilfordi (Lilford's wall lizard), 16827 nucleotides long. The record is from the annotation of a GenBank genome assembly. Lineage: Eukaryota; Metazoa; Chordata; Lepidosauria; Squamata; Lacertidae.
AUGGGCAACCAGUGCUGCUGCUGCGUCUGGUGAGUUAGCUGGGGCCGGCUUGCUGCUUGGGAGCUGGGCAAAGAGGGAGGGAGCGCUUCUUGGGGGCAGCCCAGGGCUACGAAGAAGACCAGCUUUGCCAGCUGCGUCGUGUUAAAGAGAGGGAGAGGUGGUGUUUCCCUGCCGGGUCUGGAGAGCUUGGCUGGUUCUUCUAGCUGGUGCCACCACCAUCCUCCUCAGCCCCGUGGCCGGGAGCAGAGCCACCCGGGCAGCACCUGGUAUCGACUAGGGGAAGGAUGGAAGCGUUCCAGGUUUCACAUCCACAGGAGGAGAUUGCCUGUCUCCUGAUCUGCCUUAAAUGCUUUUGCAGGCAAGAUACAGAGAGAUCCUCCUGGAGCGGCUUCCACUUCUCCAAAGGAGGCAGAGCUUAACUGGAGACAGGUGUCAAGAGGGCUCAGCCCUACGCAGAAGCUAAUUCAUUGUCAAAACCCUGAGACUUAUUUGCUGAGCACGUACAGGGUCUGCUGCCUGUCCCAAUGAGAGCUGCCACUAGCCCAUACAUACCAGGUUGGCUGGGGGGUGGGCGGGCACCUGUGGUUCUCUAGAUGUUGGUGGGCUACAACUCCCAUCAUCCCCAGCCAUUGGCCCUGCUAGCUGAUGCGGCUGAUGGACGGCUGCAGGUUCCCCAUCCCUGUACUAGAUUAUAGGAGGUCAAUGUGUAUAAGUUUGAUGGGCAGGCUGGAGUGCUGGCACCUCCCCUUUUAGAAAUUAACCACUCAGAGGAAGGCUAGCAGGCUGCCAACUUUUCCCACCUGUUGCUGCUCCUGUUACCUUAGCAGCAGUUUUGUCUUGCCUUUAAUAGGCAGUUAUGUUUAUUAUCUCCAUGCUGAGAAAAAACUUUAUAUAUCAGGCAACAGUUAAAAACAUAAGAGCUGACCGAGGGUGGGGGGUCAGUUGGCAAUCCUUGUUGGAUCGACAGCCACUUGAGAAUCCAGUGUGUUAAUCUGCAGAAAGUAUGGAACAACAACCUGAAAACCCCCAACAGUUUAAUUAUUGAAAAGAAAUCCAUUCUUUUCCAUAUAUUGCAGAUGAGGUGGUGAGGCUAGGAAAGAGUGCUGUGCCUAAUGCCACUGACUUUGGGCGACUUUCGAACUAGGAACAUCCCGGUUGUCACUCAGCCAUUCUCUUUUAGGGGGUUCCAACCACUAUUUAUGGGGACCCGGGUGGCGCUGUGGGUUAAACCACAGAGCCUAGGACUUGCCGAUCAGAAAGUCGGUGGUUCGAAUCCCUGCGAUGGGGUGAGCUCCCGUUGCUCGGUCCCUGCUCCUGCCCACCUAGCAGUUUGAAAGCAUGUCAAAGUGCAAAUAGAUAAAUAGGUACCGCUCCGGCAUGAAGGUAAACGGCGUUUCCGUGCGCUGCUCUGGUUCACCAGAAGCGGCUUAGUCAUGCUGGCCACAUGACCCGGAAGCUGUACGCCGGCUCCUUCGGCCAAUAAAGCGAGAUGAGCACCGCAACCCCAGAGUCAGUCACAACUGGACCUAAUGGUCGGGGGUCCCUUUACCUUAACCGCUAUUUGGGCAUUUGAGAACCUAAGCUCGGGGUGCCAAAAAUUCAUUCAGCCUAUGGAGUCCAUAGCUGUCAACUUUUCCCUUUUCUUGCGAGGAAUCCUAUUCGGAAUAAAGGAAUUUCCCUUUAAAAAAGGGAAAAGUUGAGUCCCAAAUGAGAGUAGUUUGGUGUGAUCUAGCAACAUAUGAAGCUGCCUUUUGGUCCAUCUAAUUCAGUAUUGUCUACACUGACUGGCAGCAGCUCUCCAGUGCUUCAAGCAGGGGGUCUCUCCCAGCCCUACCUGGACAUACCACUGGGGAUUGAAACUAGGACCUUUGACAUGCAAAGCAGAUGCUGUUCUACUGAGCUAUAGUCCUUCCAUUCUGGGGAGGAAUCUCCCUAGCAGUCCCCAUUUAUUUUGCCUCCUAUACAGUGGUACCUCGGGUUACAUACGCUUCAGGUUACAUACACUUCAGGUUACAGACUCCGCUAACCCAGACAUAGUGCUUCAGGUUAAGAACUUUGCUUCAGGAUAAGAACAGAAAUCGUGCUUUGGCGGCGUGGCAGCAGCAGGAGGCCCCAUUGGCUGAAGUGGUGCUUCAGGUUAAGAACAGUUUCAGGUUAAGUACGGACCUCCGGAAAGAAUUAAGUACUUAACCUGAGGUACCACUGUAUACCGUGUUUACUUGAGUCUAAUGCGCCAUCGAAUCUAUUGCGCACCUCAAUUUUCAGAACCUUGAAACAAAAAAAAAGUAUUUGCUGGUGAAUGUAAAUGUGCCAUUGAAUCUAAUGCGCACCUCAAUUUUCACAAUGUAAUUUGGGCAAAAAAAGGUGAGCAUCUGAUACUGAGUAAAUACAGUAAUAGAAGCAGCAGCAGAAAGAAGCAGAUUCCUUUUAUGGCAGGUGGAAGGAUCUCCUACAUUGGGAGUGUGGGUGGGGAGAGCCCAGUCUGCGGUGUGGCCGCUGUCUGAAAGACUGCUUUGAGCAAGAGGAGAGAAGGCUCACUGUGUAACAGAAGUAUUGAUUUUCGGUUUUGCUGUGACGCUAAUGGUUUGUGGUCGAACAGAGAAAUAGCAUCAUCUAGUGGAGAGAGAACUGCAGAGUUAUUUCCUGGUGAAAAGUUGUCUAGAUUUGUUGGUGGAUUUUCAACUUGGUCCUUAAUUUUUUUAAAAAAGCACACACACACACAAACACCCGAUGUUCUCACCUGGGAUAUCUGGUUUGACACACGCAACUUCUAGUGUUAUUUUCACGACAAGCACACAUACAAGCAAACAGGGAGCCUUUCAGAAUUUGAUUACCACCAAACCACUGGUCUGCGGGCACCUAUCAAAUGAGAAGAAGAAGAAGAAGAAGAAGAAGAAGAAGAAGAAGAAGAAGAAGAAGAGUUUGGAUUUGAUAUCCCGCUUUAUCACUACCCGAAGGAGUCUCAAAGCAGCUAACAUUCUCCUUUCCCUUCCUCCCCCACAACAAACACCCUGUGAGGUGAGUGAGGCUGAGAGACUUCAGAGAAGUAUGACUGGCCCAAGGUCACCCAGCAGCUGCAUGUGGAGGAGCGGAGACACGAACCUGGUUCCCCAGAUUACGAGUCUAUGGCUCUUAACCACUACACCACACUGGCUCCCUGAGCCUCUGCUGUGAGGAGUCCAACUUCUCACAGACGCUUGUGGAGCCAUCCCCGCCACAAAUUUAAAGGAGGUGGCUUCUCCCAAAGAAUCCUGGGAACCGUAAUUUGUUAAGCAUGGUGGGGAAUCAUUGUUUUGUGGGUGUAGGUGUUAAGCUACAGUUCCCAGGACUAUUUGGCAGAAGCCAUAUGUGCUUUAAAUGUAUGGCGUAGCUGUGACCUCUCUGCAGGGCUUUUCAAAGCCAGUUUGGGGCAACAGGGGAAAAUUAAAAGGGAAAAAACCCAGAUCAGAUUCACCCAUCCCUUCUGUGAAUGUGAAGAUGAGAUCAACAUCACAAAGAGAAAGGGCUUCUCUUGACUGCAAGUGGGAAAUGGAAUGGUGGUGGGUGGGUCAGCAAAAGCACAUGCUGGAUAACUGCAGAACAGAUAAUAAAUAAUAAAUAAUAAUAAUAAUAAUAAUAAUUAAUAAUUUUAUUAUUUGUACCCCACCCAUCUGGCUGGUUUGCCCCAGCCGCUCUGGGCAGCUUCCAACAUAUAUAAAAACAUAAUAAAACAUUACACCUUAGAAAGCUUCCCUAUACAGGGCUGCUAGCAAUCUGGGAAUCCCCCUCAGGCAAGGCUGGGGAACCUGUGUGUUAAGUUGUGGGUGAACAUAUCAGACGACACAGCGAUUCUUCAAACAGCUCUUGUUUAUUCACAGGCCAGAACUGAACUGAAGGGUUCAGCUAGCCUGCUUAUAUAGAGCUCCACUAGAACGCAACAGUAACCAUUUUCUGUAACUAUCCAAUCACUGAACGUCACUUUCGAUCCCUUAUUUGCAUAUGUGGACCUGAGUGAAAACUAUCUACAGUAUCCCCCUGCUGGCCCAGGGUGGGAACUUCAGUACAUAACACUGUGAAUGGUGCCUUGUUUCCCAUCAGCCCAAGCCAAUAUAGCCAAUGGUCAAGGAUGUUGAAACUUGGGAGUCCAACAGCAUUUGGCAAGCCACCGGUUUCCCAGCCCUGUUCCUGAGGUUAAGGACAACGUUUUCUGUUCAGGUGGUUCUGAAUAGAACCUAAGAGGAGCCUGGCCUGCUGGGUCAGACCAAAGUCUCAUCACAGCUCAGCAUCUUGUUCUCACAGUGGCCAAGCAGAUGCUCAAAAUGGAAGCCUACAAGCUGGACCUGAAUCCUCACUUGUGAUUCCCAGCAGCUGGGAUUCAGAUAUUUUGGCCUGGUCUGCUAGGCUUGAGAAGACAUUUCAGACUCCUGCUGAGCAUCUCCAUCAAAAAUUUGAUUGUGUACUUUGUGAAUGGCAACACAGCUGGGAAAAUGGGCUUUUGUCAUGAGUAUCUGGUUUGUUUUAGCUUUGUUUUAAACAUAUCUACUGGGUACUUAAAGAGUUAGGAGAGCCUUAAUAAACUACAGUUCCCAGAAUUCUUUGGAGGAAGCUGUGACACUUAAAAUGGUAUAAGAGUGCUUUCAACAUAUGGCGCAAAUGCCGUUCUAAAAACAAGUAAUGUGCUUGUCGGUUGUUUUACAGUUUUUGAACGUGUGGGCCAGAAUACUAGAAAGCAGGAACAAAUGUCUCUCUUAGAGAGCAGUUUAAGCAGAAUCAUGCCUCCGAGUUCCCCCCUCUAUCUCCAUAAGUAAUGAGGACUAGAAACUGACUUUUUAAAAAUUGCUCCUAGAUUGCAAGGUAUUCCCUCCCCCCCCCCCAUGAUUUUGCAGACUCCAGUCCACAAUGGCUCCUGUUGCUUUUUCUGCCUGAAAUCUUCCAACAGAAAGGUGCUUUGGUGGGAAUCUUGGAACUCACGUGUUCCCUGGAGCUCUUGCUACAUUCAGGGCCCCAUCUACACUUUCAUUUCUCCCUUGAAAGUGAUUUCAGGUCUGAGAAGUUUUUUUGGGGGGGGGGUGUCUUUUGGCCCCACCACUUUCCCUAGUAAAAUCUGAUAUUCAAUCGCUGAAUCAGAGCAAAUGUCAAUUGGGUUUUCUGUGGAUUUACGUUUGUUCCGAUUCAGCAGUAAACAGUUGACUUUACUGAGGAAAGCAGCAGAAGCACACAAACACACAACUUCUUGGACCCAGGUUUUGAAAGUGUGGGUGGGCCCUUCGUCUCCCCACCAGUGCCGGAUUUAUGUAUAGGCUACGUAGGCUGAAGCCUAGGGCCUCUAAAUCUAGGGGGCCUCGCCAUCCCUCCCGCUCCCCAGCGGGCAGUCUCCCCUCUCCCAAAAUUGCAAACCCAAGACUUCACGCAAGGGCAGGGCAACUCACGCCUCUAAAUCUAGGGGGCCUUGCCAGCCUGCCCGCUCCCCAGUGCAGCUGUCUCCCCUCUCCCAAAAGUGUAAACCCAAGACUUCAUGCAAGGGCAGGGCAACUAAGGCCCAGCAACUAUUAGACUCAGGGCUGGCCAGUGGGGCCUAAUUUGAAGCAGUGGGGCGCAACUUGAAUUUUUUUUUCUUGUAGGGCCCCAGUUCACAGCCAAAGUCUGCAAAAUCUUAUAGAUAUAAAUAAAAUCCAUCUAGAUUGCCCUGGUGCAGGGGCCUCCUUAGGAGCAGCACACAGGGCCCAAUUUGGCCCAGUUGCUCCAACUGCCUUAAGGUCAGCCCUGAUGAGACUGUGCAGGGGUUGGACGGACAAGCCCUGCACCUUCUAGGUCCCUGGUGUCACCAUUCAGAGUAUAGACUUAAGGACUUGUUAUGGAAAUAAGGGGGGGGCACAUAUUGGAAAUCAGUUUUGUCACCUCUUCCCCCCCCCAAACCCCGAGACAAUGACCUCAGCCACCUUUUAUUCACAGUUGCAUAAGCACUACACCACAGCAUGGCCAUAAACCUGUAAGUUCAACUGCUGAAAUAUACACCCAAUAUGUAGCAAUGGAGAUUUAUGUUGCUGCUUUAUGAAUGAACACGGUGUUUUAUGAAUGGACUCUGUAUUUUGUGAAUUACCUAAGAGCCACCAAUAGGGAGCUCUAGAAUCUGACAGCUAACCAAUUGGGUACUACCAAACAGCGACCCCUAUUGCUGAAAGCAGGUAACCAGCAGGGAAUGCUUCAGCUCAGCCUUUGCACUGUUGACUGAACACCCCCUGCUGUGCAGAUAAUGGAGAAAGCUCAUAAAUUGUAUCCCUUCUGGCAUCCUGGCCAACUCUAUUAUGCUGGUGUAAACCCUGGUGCACCAGAAGCCCAGAAUAGCAGCAAAUAAAAUCUGCUCAUACAUCAGCAACUGAUAAGACUUGUCAACCAGUUCUUCCAAAGUCUUCCUAAAUUAUAAAGCUCCAAAAUACUGGCCAAAAGAGAUCAGGCCUGGGAAGAGCGAGCCAUACAAUGGGCACCACCAGUGAAAAGGCCCUGCUCAGUGUAACUCCUGUCCUGACAUUUGAUAGAGUGCCCACUUGCCCUCCUUCUUGACAUGGAAUGCUCUCUAUUGGAGUCUCCAGGUCCAGUACAAAGACCAUAAGAAGGGAGAGCAGGGACCUUGAAGUUCCCAACAGCUGUUAAUCAAGCAAGCACACAGGUCACCUUUGUCACAGUCAGGACGCCUAUGUCCUGGCCAGGCCUGCACCCAGUCUUGUUUUUGUACAAUCUUGUUUGUUCUUAGUCACCAAAAUUAUAUUAUCAACAUAUACAAGCAGAAAAGUUGUUUUCCUUCAUUUGCAAGGAAUCGUACAAAACAAAGUGGCACAAUAAAGAAAAGUUCCAGGGUGGCAACAGAAAACAAACUAAAAAUGCUUUUGCAGUUCAUCAAAACUAUCCAGGAAUAUCAAGUUAUAGGAAAACUGGUGCUAUUAACAGUAAUCCUUCUAGCUGGUUAAUUGGUUCGGCAACUUCCAUGCACAUGACGUGUGAUGCUAAUUAUUUCCCCGAAGAGUUACAUGAUAACUAAUCAGAGGCAGCUACAGGAGAGCUAUGAGAUUCAGGUGAGGGUCAGAUGCCUUGUCAAUCCCAGCAGGUAUAUAAGAGGACAGCCCAGCCUGCCCAGGCCUGUGGCCUGCCCAGCGUUCUCCCAAAGAGGAGAAGCCUAACAUGGAAGACUGGUGUAUAGUAUGCAGAUCUGAAAGGGUGACAAAGGGUAAACCACCCAAAAGGUAUGCUGAAGAGUUUGCUAAAACAAUCAUAGCAGAUACAGCUGUUGUUAGUAGCUCAGAGAAAGUUUGGGAACCUUCAAGCUUCCAAGAGGUCCAAAGUUUAACCUCAGAGGAUGCUGAGCCAUGGUUAAAUGCCAUGAAGGCUGAACUUGAUUCCUUAGAGAGGAACAAGACAUGGGAACUAGUUCCAGGCCUGCCCAGGCCACAAAAGGUUUACAAAGUUCAGUUAUUGCAAAAGUUUUUCAGUGUUAAUUUUAUGCAUUUUUAAAAAUCACCAUGGUAUUGAACAAUAAUAUCUUAUGUCCUUUGGAGGAGAAAUUGUGAAUUGUAGAAUUUUAAAUACCCGUCAUCAUCCUUGUCUCCACUCAAAUUUGUUUAUAACACUCUUCCAUUUUCUUCUAGUUGUGAGGGUGGGGGAUGGGGGGCGCCCUCAUAAGUGGAGUAGCCUAGGGCUCUCUUCAUCUAAAUCUGGCCCUGCUUCAAAAGCCCCAUUUGACUGAGUUGCUGCCGCUUUGAAGUGCUUCUGGUGGAGUCAAGUGGGACUCCAAGGCUUUGUGUCUUGCCUGCACAAAGGGGUCUUCUUCACUGCUCUCUUUUGUCCCACCUGAGCAGGGUGUUUUACUCAGCGGGAGGAAAUAUUUUGCAAACAGGUUGCUAGUUGUGCUCUCACUCCCCACCUCUCCACCCCUGAUCAAAGCCCCCAUUUUGCUGGUUUUCUGAAUUGCACAAAGAGUGGCAGAGCUACCCUGAAGGAGAAAAGGAUGCUUGUGUGUGUGUGUUUAUAAGUAAGUGUAAAUUAAUCAGAGCUACUAACAUGAGUUUUGACCAAGCUGCGGGAGGCAGUGGAAGACAGGAGUGCCUGGUGUGCUCUGGUCCAUGGGGUCACAAAGAGUCAGACACGACUAAAUGACUAAACAGCAAACAACAACAAAUUAAUCAGAAUGUGAGUUUCCCAUAUCUUUAACUGAGCCGUACAAGGCAAGCUGGCUGAAACAUAAUUUCUGCUUAACAGUGCCACUCUCUUCCACAGAUAAUGCAGUAGGAGUAAUAAUUAUACUUAACAUUUAUGUAGCAUUUUAGAGUGCUCAGAGUACUUCAGCAUCUAUUGCCAUUAGGGCUGGAGUGUGCAUUUGAUCAGUUAGAUUAAUUGAUUCAAAAACUUCUAAUGGACUGAAGUGGUAUCAUAAUUAAUUGAGCUGGUGAUUUGAAAUAACAGUGAGCUAAAUCCAAGUAAGAAGUUGGUUGCACUUAGUUUGUAUUGAAACAAUGGGACUUUAUUUAUGCCAUUAUUAACCUGUCCCAUUGAUUUCCAUAGGACCUAAGUUUAUCUCUCUAUUUGUCAAAAUCCCAUGAAGAAGGAAAAUUGCAUUCCAGGACAUGUAAAGUUAUGAGAUACAAGCAACCAGUGGAGAUUACUAUCCCACUUAAUAAGCAGCUAGAUGGAGGAAAGAGGGGCUGAAUCUAGCCCCCACCCCCAGCUGAGUUGCAGAAUAUUAAUAUUUUUUGACAAGGCCCUGGAGUAGCUAGAGUGCAGCAUGGAAAUUUAGCGCAAGAGAUGGAGAAAUGCUGUUGAUUGUACAAAAGGAACUUUGCACCAUGUUUGCAUUGUGGAAACAGCUGCAGGUUGUAAUCGCUUAUCUAUUUUGUUUAUGAAUUGCAUUUCCCAUGAGGCUCAUGGUGAUUUGCAAACAUACAAUAAAAAUACCUUAAGCAUUUUAUUUUAUUUUAAAGUAGAGAAAGCACAAUGUAAUACAGGUUUAGAAACAACACAGAAUAAACACCUGAGGCCAGAGACCAUUUCACCCAACUGGAAAAACGUAUUGAAACAAACACGUCUUCCGUUUAUUUCUGAAAAGGAAUCUUAAGAGAUGCUGUUCCACAAAACAGGGGCAGUCCCAACCUGAGUUGCUGUGAAGUGGGCCCAGGGCAGGUUUUCCCCCAGCCAGAACUGACUGGAACUUGGUUCUGGCAAGUGUCAGGUGGACACCAUUGCCAUUACUGCAUAAGAGAACAAGGAAGGUAUUCAUGAUGAGUUCCGGCGCCUCUUUUUCUAGAAAAAUAGUAUUGCGUGGUCCUCUGAUAUUUUUGGGGGGAUAAUCUCUUCUGCAGAAUGCAAUGACCUAUCACUACUGGGUAGGUAAGGGUUAAGACGGCUUCUCAAAUAACCGGACCCCAAACUGUACACGGCCUUACAUGUUAGGACAGUCAUACCUCAGGUUACAGAUGCUUCAGGUUGUGCGUUUUCGGGUUGCGCACAGCGCCGAACCCAGAAGUACCGGAAUGGGUUACUUCCGGGUUUUGGCACUCGCGCAUGCGCAGAAACACCAAAUCGUGCCCCACUCCUGCGCAGACACGGCGCUGCGGGUUGCGAACGUGCCUCCCGCACGGAUCACGUUUGCAACCCGAGCGUCCACUGUACCUAAACCUUGAGCUUAGCCCUCAUAGCAGGUUGGUAGCCAAUAGACAAGGUGGUAUUUGCUGGUGGAAGUUUGUCCCAACAAGCAGCCUAGCUGCUUGGUUUUAAACCAGCAGCAUCCCCCUGGACCAGCCUCAAGGGAAGCCCCACACAGAGCACAUUGCGGUAAUCCAGCCUGCAGGUUACCAAUACAUGGACAACUGUGAUCAAGUAGUUCUGCGUAGCUGUGGGAAAAAGUGGUUUGUGAGGGUUAGGGCUUAAGUCUCAAAGGGCAAGAUUUUUCAGGAACAUUUUGUAUUUGGUUUAGAGAGAGGGAGCAGCCUCAUUGCUGUAGACUUCUCUCCCAUCCUUGUCCAUUCUAAUUCUGUCUGAUCCAGCAGAAGCUCGGAGAUGCCUUUGGACGGACGAGCCGGGGAUUAGCCCGCAGACAGCCUCAGAAUAGCCAACGCCUGCGGGGCAGCUUGUUAAAACACCCCUCCUCUCUGCCAACCGAUACAAGAGAAAAGCAGCUCUGAAAAAUGAUACAGGGGCCUUGUAUUUCUUAGGAAACAGGCUUAGGAUGCCAAUGAUUAUAUUUAAAGCCGAGCUAUUUUAAUUGCACUGCCCAGGCCUUGGCAGAACAGAGAAAUGAACAAAUUGGUGCCGGAGUGGAAAGAUGGCCAGUAGAGUUGUGGGUCUUUCAUGAUGCUCCAUCUGCUCUUUGCAUUACAAGAAGAUAGCGUAAGUCAUGGGUAGGCAAACUAAGGCCCGGGGGCCGGAUCCGGCCCAAUAGCCCUCUAAAUCCAGCUCCCGGAUGGUCCGGGAAUCAGCGUGUUUGUAGAAUGUGCCUUUUUAUUUAAAAUGCAGCUCUGGGUUAUUUGUGGGGCAAAGGAAUUCAUUAUUAUUUUUUUCUUUUCCAAAAUAUAGUCCGGCCCCCUACAAGGUCUGAGGGACAGUGGGCCGGCCCCCUGCUGAAAAAGUUUGCUGACCCCUGGCGUAAGUCUCUGGACUUGCAGCAGGGAAGGAAAACACUUUGGAAAAUGAGGCAGAAUGGAUUUUAUCUGCAGUGCAGUCCUUUUGGGUGAAUGAAUGGGGUACUGCCCCACCAACCUCAGUCCAUCCUCAGCCAGCCCUUGCCUGCCUACUUGUCUAGCAGGGAGCCACUGCUAGUCAGUUUCUUCCCCCUGAGUUCCAGUGCUGUCCUUGUAGAUGUCAGGAGGAAAGAGGAUGGGGGCAAAAGUAGAAUUAGUUGGCUCUGUCUGUCAUUGGUUCUGGCUCUGCCUAUAUUGGCCUCUCUGCCUUUCGCCCUACCAGUCCCAAUGGAUACCACCAAUGGAUACCACUCUCAGAAUGGAAUCCUAUGCAUAUUUAUUCAGAAGCAAAUCCCAUUGAGUUUGGUGCAGCUUACUCUUAGGUUAGGGUUGCCAUAUUAUAUAUAUUGCUGCUUAAGAUCCAAGAAAUUUCCCCUGGACGUCAAUUCCUCCUUUGAAAUCCUGGUAAUGUCCGGGAAAAUCCAGACGUAUGGCAGCCCUACUCAUGUAAAUGAGCUGCUAUGCUUCAGACAUGAUGCUAUGCCCUGAUUUGUUUGGCUAAAGUAUGGCUUGUUUGGACAUUUGAACUCAGCCACGCAGAGUAACCAUGGUUUGUUUGUUUUUUGGCAACAAACCAUUAUGUGAAACAAACUUUUACAAGGAACCAUGCCUUAUGGGAUCACAACUUAUUUUAACUGUGCUUGCGGACUACAACUCCCAUCAGCCAGCAAAAUCAUCCUGGCUAGGGCUUAUGGGAGAUGCAUUCCAAAACAUGUGGCUGAUCUAAUCACUAACUCCGCCCUGGGGGAAAAACCUCUGGCAGAAAACGAGAAACAAAAUGCUCCAGUUCAACAUUAGUUUUAGGCUCCAUAAAAGCACAGAAAGGGCAAACAAGUACUGGAUCACAUGGAAGCAAAAUACAGCUGCGAAACAACUUUCUUAUUCAUGGGAAAGAGAGCAGGCGUCCUCACUGGUAGCAAAGGACAAUGUCCAGCUUUGGGAAGAGGACGGGUGGGGUGGUCUGUACUGAACAGGGUCCAUUCUCUUCUCUUUCCAUAAGCCAGCCAGUGUGUGCUUGCUGACUGUACAAUGCCUUCGGUCUGCGUGCUGCCCCAUGGCUUCUGGCUGGAGGAGGGGAGGCAUGUUACGAGAGCCGGGUGUUUGUUUCUGAAGAAGGUCACAGAGCUGCCAGCUGUGGCUCCCUGCCCAGGAGCUCUCGGCAUUUCCAACCCUUUCCAUGGAAAAAUGAGUUUUUAGGCGGGUAUCUUAGCAACAGGCUCCCCACAGCCGCACCUCCUUUCUCUCUGUCCCCCAACCCACCCUGGUAUUUUUCCAUUCUUUAGCUAGCCAUAUAACAAGGUGGUAUCUCUCCCCUCUGCUGGUGGCAAUGCUGAAAUCUAGAGCACCAGUCGUGUUACAGCCAAUGAGAGGCAGGGUGGUGUAAUGGUUGGAGCAUCAGACUGAAACCUGGGAGACAAGGGCUCAAAUCCCCAGUCAGGGCUCAUCCAGACUUCCUUUCAUGCCGAUUUUCUAGGCACAGGUCUGGGUUUAAAAGCUCUGUUUCUGAGCAGUUUUCUUUUCGUCCCAGCACUUUUUACAAACCCGACGAAGACUGAGCAUGCUCAGUGGGCAUGGAAUGCUGACUGACAGAUGAGGGUGAGAACCAGAAAAUUGAAGUAUUCCACUCUGCAGCAUUUUGUGGCAGGCUGUGGAUCAAUACAUCUUUAUCAAGUACUGAUCAGUGCGCCAUUAGAGGAUUAAAGCCCCUCUGAAUUUCAUGCAACUCUGUCUCUUUUAUUUCAGGAACUGCCCUUCGCCAUUUAAGCGGAAAAAAGAAAAGCCAGGUAAAUAAUCCUCUGCAAACAUUUUUUAUAUGCAAGACCUGGAAUGACCUGGAACGUGGCUUCUUUACCAGAUUUUUUAAGCUCAAUCCCAGGUGUUUCACCCUCUUGUCUCCUGCCUACAACCCUGCAAUACUCAGCUAGUCACACCACAGUUCUAAACAGGUUUACUUGGAAGCAAGUCCUAUUGGUUUCAAGGGAUUCUGUUAGCGAUCAACGGGACAACUGCCUGGGAACGUCGAAAAAUAUAUGCAGGGCCACAUGUUCCUGGGCUACACUGCUCUACACUGUUAUGUGCUGCAUUAAUGUACAAUAGGUUGCCCUCCAUUUGAUCCAAGAACCACAUGAAGCAGGGAGAAUGCCUUUGUGUGUGUGUGUGUGAAUGAUAUGCUACUAAAACAGAAUGGCCCAAAAAUAGAUUAUUGGCAGUCCAGAGUACAGUGCAGCAGCUGCAAUGUUAAGAAGCUAAAAUGUUUAGCGUUCAUUUUAAUUGUUUUGUCUUUUUUGUAAACCCCUUUGAGGUUUUUCCCCUCACAAUCGAGCGGUGUGUAGGUGUUAUGAAAUGUAGUUUCUGCUGAAGACACACUGAUCAUAAAUAUAUAUACCCUAUUCCUAUGACUGUAAUUUGUUCUAAACUGUUUUUAAUAUCAUACCCUCCAACAUUUCUCUGAGGAAAAUAGGGACGUCCUAUUCCAUAGUAAUAAUAAUUUUAUUACACCUUGCCCAUCUGACUGGGUUCCCCAGCCACUCUGGGCAGCUUCCAACAUAUAUGAAAACAUAAUAAAACAUUAAACUUUUUUUUUAUUAAAAAAACCUUCCCUAUACUGGUGUCCUCUAAAGGUUAUAUAGUUAUUUAUCAGCUUGGCUUGGCGGGUUGCAUAGCUCUAUACCCUCCAUCAUUUCUCUGAUGAAAAUAGAGAUGUCUUAAGGAAAAGUGGGAAGUUCUGGGAUCAAGUCAGAAACCUAGAUGGCUUCUGUAAAUCCUGGACUGUCCCUGGAAAAUAGUGACACUUGGAGGGUCUGUAAUAUUGAAUUUAAAAUUGCAGUAAACCAUUUUGAGACCUUAUGGUGAAGGGUGGGUAAGAAACAACAACAACAACAGAAAACGGGAACAGGAUUGGGUAAUACUUUAAGGGCAGUUGGAAACAGGGUGUUUUCAGAACUAGAAUGUUAUGUGUGCACCAGGCGUAUAUCAACAUGGAGACAAAGAAACAUCCAAAUUCAGACUUUGGGCUUAGAGCUGAAAACAUCCUUCCUAAAAGCAAGCAGGAGCCAAGAACAAUAAACAGAAUUGCUACCUGGCUGCCCAGUGCGGCCCUGGCCUAGCAAAACACAUCGCUUGACAAACAGCAAAGUUAGCAGAGAGGAAUAAACAGAAUGUUCCUAGGUUUCUUGGAGGACUUGAAAGGAAAACUCCACUGUUACAUUCCUUCUGCUAGAUGUUGCUAUGGCCACUAACCACUGUGGUCAUCUGUACCCCAGUGCUUCGUGGGAAGCUUUCUGCCAAAGGAACGGAUCUGGGCUUUAUCAUGGGAGAAGGUCAUGUGUUCACUCUGGGUUAAAAAUUAGCAAAGGUCGCAGUGAAGGGGGCUCACUCUCAGCGCUGGAUCUCUUUGGUGUUCAAAUAACUGAAUAAUAGCUGAAGUCCUAUUGACUUUCACACACAAGAGACUCAGGUGCUCUGACUUGAGCGCCCACAGUCUGAGGCUGACAAUACAAACAACAUGAUUUUGCACCCCUGCUCUUAAUUUUCAUGUGUUUUACCAGCAGAAUCUUACUCUUCUGCUGAGCUUUUUUUUAGCUUGUUUUGGUUGCAGCAAUUAUAGUGGGGCUGGGGUCUCAUUCCUCCCUCAAAAACAAUUAAGGAUUUGUAUUUGUGAGAUGACGCUGUUUCAGAACACAUGUUGAGGAAGAACGCCCUGGUGCCUGGGUGGAUAGAAUAAUUCUAUUUCCGGAAGCCUACUGGAAACCUCACAGUGCCUACAUAUUUUUGGAGGUGUUUGUAAACUCAUGGGGUCUAGCAACUUGCUGUUUUAAAAACAAACUUACAUUAAUAGGAUUCUGCUGUUCUAAUUUAGCCUCUCCUAUCAUUGUUUAGUACGAGCUAUGCUGCUUCUCUAAAUAUCAGCUGUUUCUUCCGCAGGUACAAGAAUCAUUAAGUCAAGCACCCAGCAGCACCCAGAGAGCAAGAAGGUAAAACUGCCUCUGAAAAGACUUUGCUACCAAUUGCAAAAUACUUUGCUAACAAUUGCACAAGCUCCUAAAGUAUGUUACUGAUUCAGUGCCGUGUUACUUUGAGUUGAAGUCGUGCCUAUUGGAUCAGCCUUAUAACUCCGUUCUUGGCCCUAAUUCAUACACACAAGAGGCCACACAGGCAUAUGAGUUGCAGUGCUGUGAGUGCAGCUUCAUGAGCCUAGUCAAUUUGUGAGUGUGCUCAAUUCAGGCCAUUUUUAACCAUACAAACACAAUGCAUCUACUUUGGUGCAUUCAUCCUUCCUUGGAGGUUUUUACACAGGGGGUGGAUGGCCACAUCUCAUGGAUGUUUUAUCUGAGAUUCCUGUAUUGCAGGGGUUUGGACAAGAAGACCCUUGGGGUCCCAUCCAACUUCUAUGAUCCUGAUGUAUGUUUAACUGCAAUUCUGAAGUCAUCAAUAAUUGUGAAUGCAUUACCAUGGGUUGAUGUAUAAUUCUGGAGUAAUUAAUCUGGAAUAAUGAAAGUGUUUGCUCUGGUGUUAGUAAGACUCUGCCUGGUGCUAGUAAGACAGACUCAAUGGAGCAAAAGCAGCUCUCUUCUAGCCCAGUGACAGAACACUAGCUUUGCAUGCAGAAGGUCCCAGGUUCGAUCCCCAGUGUCUCUAAGGAAAGCUGAGACUAUCCCUGUCUGAUAUCCAGGGAAGCUGCUGUCAGUCAGUGUUGACUGUACUGAGCUAGAUGGACCAAUGGUCUGACUCAGUAUAAGGCAGCCCCCUAUGUUCAAUGGGGCUCAAGCAGAAGAAUUUUCCAGUGGAUUGUGCCCCAUGUAAUUAUUUAUUAUAUUAUAUAUUGUUUAAAGCCCAAACCGGUUUCUGAGCUGUUCUCUCUUGUAUAAAAUCCCAUUGCACAUAGCAUUAAAAUACAGUGGUGCCCCGCAAGACGAAUGCCUCACAAGACGAAAAACCCGCUAGACGAAAGGGUUUUCCGUUUUUCGAUGCACUUCGCAAGACGAAUUUCCCUAUGGGCUUGCUUCGCAAAACGAAAAAGUCUUGCGAGUCUUGCGAUCUUUUUUGCUCCCCCCCUUUUUCUAAGCCGCUAAGCCACUAAUAGCCUUUUAGCCGCUAAGCCGCUAAGCCUUUAAUAGCCGCUAAACCGCUAAUAGCGCUAAUCCGCUAAGCCGCUAAUAGGGUUGCUUCGCAAGACGAAAAAACCGCUAGAUGAAGAGACUCGCGGAACGGAUUAAUUUCGUCUUGCGAGGCACCACUGUACGAGCAUGCAUAAUUAGACUACACAAUAAAACCCCUUUAAAACAGUAAAACAGGAAUAGGAAGUUACCAUAAACGGAGUCAGGCUAUUGGUCUGCCUAACCCAGUACAGUCGUACCUUGGAUCUCAAAUGCCUUGACUCCCAAAUGAUCAAAACCCGGAAGUGAGUGUUCUGUUUUCAAACUAUUUUUGGAAGCUGAACGUCCAGCGGGGCUUCCACAGCUUCCGAUUGGCUGCAGGAACUUCCUGCAGCCAAUCAGAAGCUGCGCUUUGGUUUCCGAAUGUUUUGGAAGUCAAAUGGACUUCCGGAACGGAUUUCAUUUAACUUCCAAGGUACCACUGUAUUGCAUUUACUGACAGGGAGUGUUCUCUAGGGUUCCAGACUGUGAGCCUCUUCCAGUCCUACCUGUAGAUGCUGUGGGUUGGCCCUAAGACCUUCUGAUGUAAAGCAGGUGCCACAUCACUGACCUGUGGUCCUUCCCUUAUAAACUAACAUUAAAAAUAUGGAGUGAAUAUAAUGCAACAGGGGUGCAAUAUGGGUUUUCCGCCUGAUGCACCAACAUUCAUUGGGCUGAGCUUGCUUCAGAGAGAUUUGCCUUCCUCAAUAUCUUCUCCUUUCUCUCUCUCUCUGAAGGGAAUGGAUGUUGGGCCCGUUUAUGACGACGUGUCUGAGUUCCCAGUCUAUGCCACCGUGAGCAAGCCAAAGAGCAUGAAGCGCGACGACAGCAGUGUGCAUUACGCAGACAUCCAGGUCUUCAGCAAAAUACGGGAGCGCUCAGCUGAAGAGGUGAAGACGUUCCAGUCCCAGAACACUACAGAAUAUGCCACCCUCAACUUCCCCCGGGCUACACUGAAGUAUGACAGUAAGAAUGGCACUCUGGUGUAA